AUGUUCGCGUACUGUGACGCGCGUCUAUCAAUGCGAGACAGUGUUUGCGCGUACUCUCAAGCAAGUACGUGCGAGCGAAUAUACGAUACACAUACACCGAGAUGCGCGGGCGUGUACACUAUCAUGGUUGAAUUUUUUCCUUCGAAACGAAGAGCGAGUGAUCCAUACAUGGUAACGGUCCGCAAUACAUACAUAUGUAUUUGGGUGGGUGUGUACUACGCCGGUGAGUCACGUAUCGACUUUUCUCCCAGCCAACUUCAGGUAAUCAGGGUGGGUUUAGGACAUACCCAUCAUUUAGCUAAGGGUGGAGGAAAUACGUGUACGUUCAUCGAUGAGAUCAUCGAAUAUUGUACCAACGAAAAAAGAAAAUUAAAAAUGUUGCUAGUUUAAUAAAAUAUCUUGAUAAAAUAUCUUCGCAUAGUACAAUUUUAUUUAAAAGGCAGGUAUAUAUUUUAAGGAUUAGAACACAAAUUUGCGUUGAGUUUUAUUUCAGUUAUUUCAUAAUAACCGACAGUAACAUCAUUUAUAUGCAAAUUACAUACGUACAUACGUGAAAAACUCGCAAUUACAUGCGUAGAAUUUAUCUAGCUUGGGGCUGAGAAACGGACGAACGUUCGAAGAUUGUUGUUACGAUAACUGAAUUAUAAUCAUGUUUGUAGCAAUCGAAAUGAUUGCGGUUUUAAGGAGAAGGAAAAUCUCGAGAGUAUUAAAAAAAAGAGGUCGCAUUCGUAGGCCGACAGCGUUGGCCUGCAAUUUUGGCGAAUUGAAAUUUUGUCAACGAUCAUAUCCGCAGAGACUGGAGCGCAGAAUCGUAUGAGAAGUUGGCAACGUUGUCGACGCUGGCUGGUGAACAGGCGGCGGGGCUUGGAUAUCAACCAAUCAGAAACGUUGCUUGAGCCUCCCCACGUCACUCCCCGCAAUCCUGCCGAAGCUUGAAAAUCUGUAACGGACGCCGCUGCCUGGGCAUAUUCGUUUCUGGGCUCUCGUGACGAGUUAGCGUGUAUCUCGUCGUUAGUUCGAUUAUCGCAGUAA
This is a messenger RNA of Bombus huntii, 1032 nucleotides long. RefSeq lists its product as uncharacterized. Bases 1 to 390 code for a protein of 129 amino acids. Lineage: Eukaryota; Metazoa; Arthropoda; Insecta; Hymenoptera; Apidae. The record is from RefSeq and is a predicted model, not a curated record. The transcript has 2 exons.